AUGGCAACAUCCGACGGCAACGAAAGUGCAACCACCGACGAGAAGCAAGAUCAGUAUCAACGAGGUCUCGACGAUGCCCCGGAAGCAGGGGAGCUCGAAGCGGCACCCCUACCUGACGCCGCCCCACGCAACAUCAGCGGAUGGAAGUGGUGGCUGACCAUGAUUGCCAUUCUGACUUCAACAUUCCUAUACGCCCUUGAUGCCACCGUGGUUGCCGACCUCCAACCCGUCAUCGUCGAGGAAUUCGACUCCAUCCAGGACUUGUCAUGGCUCAGUGUCGCGUUCCUGCUUACCGCAACGGCAACCAAUCUGUUUUGGGGACGCAUAUACAGCAACUUCAACGCCAAGUGGUUCUACAUCUUCACCGUGCUCGUCUUCGAGAUCGGCUCGGCAAUCUGUGGCGCAGCGCCAUCCAUGAAGGUCAUGAUCGUGGGACGCGCCAUCGCCGGCGCGGGCGGCUCGGGCCUUUACGUCGGAUGCAUGACCCUCAUCGCCAUGACCACCACCAUGGCCGAGCGCCCCGUGUACGUCUCCUACACCAUCUUGACCUGGGGCAUCGGCAUCAUCCUGGGUCCCGUGAUUGGAGGCGCCUUCUCCGAGUCCGCAGUUGGUUGGCGAUGGGCAUUCUACAUCAACCUCUUCAUCGGCGCUGCCUGCGCUCCCGUCUACCUGCUUCUCAUCCCCAAUAAGGACCCCCGUCCAGGUGCAACAAUCAAACAGCGGGCCGUCGAGAUGGAUUACCCUGGAACGGUGCUGCAGUGCGGGGCGCUGACGGCUUUCAUCCUAGCCGUUAAUCUUGGCGGCGUUACCUUUCCGUGGGAUUCCGGACGUAUUAUCGCGCUGUUUGUCGUGUCUGGCGUACUUUUCAUCAUGCUGGGCGUUCAGCAAGUCUGGAAUAUCUUCACCACGCAAGCUCGGCGCAUCAUUCCCGUUCAGUUCUUCAGGUCGCGCACAGUACUCAUUCUCUUCGCCGCAUCAGCCGCGAGCGGAUCAUGUACUUUCUUCACGCGCAACGAUACCCCUCUCGAUGCUGGUGUGCGGCUACUACCCUUUAUUAUUGCCCUGGUGGUCUUCGUCUUCCUCAACGGAACCCUGAUGGGGAGACUCGGCUACUACAUGCCAUGGUACCUAGUGGGAGGUUUGCUCACCGUGGCGGGCUCUGCUCUCAUGUACACAAUCGACCACGACGACUCCGCGAGCCGCGUCUACGGUUACACGGUGCUGAUGGGAGCGGGAGUUGGCAUGUUCCUGCAGGCAUCGUUUUCAGUCGCACAGGCCGUCGUUGAACCGGAAAACAUCCCGCCGGCCAUUGCCUUCAUCACACUAGCCCAAUUCAUUGGUAUUACCUUGGGCCUAGCCAUCGGGAACGCCAUUCUACUCAAUGCCAGUCAGACCACGAUCCAGCAGAUUCUGCCCACAACGCCUCUGGCGGACAUUCAGGCCGCCAUCUCGGGCGCACGCUCAGGGCUGGUGCAGAGUCUCUCCCCGGAACUCAGGGGCCGUGUGCUUGCCGCCAUUGUCGACGCUAUCGACAAGACGUACAUCCUUGUCAUCACCGGUGGCGCCCUUGUCACCGUGUUAAGCCUAGGAAUGCGAUUCCACAAACUGUUUGGCGCGACUCCUGCUGCUUGAAAAUUUCCUUCUGUGGGUUGCUUUCCGCGCAGUGUUACGAUCUAGAGCUAGACAAUGACAUUGUGCGGAAAACCUUGUAUAUUAGGUUUUCUUCAUUCGAGAGUAGAAGUAGCACUGUAUGAUAGCAACGGUUCCCAUCCGCUUUCCCACCGUGUACUCAAUUGCUUUGGAGAUUUCUAUCGAGUCAGUCCAGGCAGAGUAGCAAAGCCAGACUUUAGUAAAGCCGAUAAUCCCAUCCCGCGCACCGAGCAGCCUCGAAACUCCCCAUCAGAUAUGAAUAUUGAAAGGAACGUGCCAUUGGGAACAUCGGGUCUCUCCUUCCCUUUGAAUACUAACGUAACAGCGAGCAUGAUUCAGAGCACUGCAGCAUCCCAAAAUCCGAACACCUGAAAAACAUACCCUACAUACA
Trematosphaeria pertusa is the source of this 2041-nucleotide messenger RNA. RefSeq names its product putative efflux pump antibiotic resistance protein. Lineage: Eukaryota; Fungi; Ascomycota; Dothideomycetes; Pleosporales; Trematosphaeriaceae. Gene Ontology annotation, molecular function: transmembrane transporter activity. Gene Ontology annotation, biological process: transmembrane transport. The record is from RefSeq and is a predicted model, not a curated record. The coding region runs from base 1 to 1632 and encodes 543 amino acids. The transcript is spliced from 2 exons.